CAGCGAGAGCAGGAUGGUCGGCCUGAAGCCCACCGACAUCCCCCCGUCGGCCACCAUCAAGUUUCUCAGUGCGGGGACGGCCGCAUGCAUUGCCGACCUGUGUACCUUCCCCCUGGACACGGCCAAAGUCAGGCUGCAGAUUCAAGGAGAAUCGAAAGCAUCCAAGACAGUUAAGGAUGUCAAGUACAAGGGGGUCUUCGGCACCAUCACCACCAUGGUGAAGAUGGAGGGGCCCCGGAGCCUCUACAACGGGCUCGUGGCCGGCCUCCAGCGCCAGAUGAGCUUCGCCUCCAUCCGGAUCGGGCUGUACGACUCCGUGAAGCAGUUCUACACGCCCAAGGGGUCAGAGAAUGCCAGCAUCCUCACCCGGCUGCUUGCUGGCUGUACCACUGGCGCGAUGGCUGUAACAUGCGCCCAGCCCACCGAUGUGGUGAAAGUGCGCUUCCAGGCACACAUCAGAGUCGUCGGCGGGCCCAGGAAGUACAACGGGACCGUGGACGCCUACCGGACCAUUGCGAGGGAGGAAGGCGUCAGAGGCCUCUGGAAAGGGACGCUGCCCAACAUCACCCGCAACGCCAUCGUGAACUGCGGCGAGAUGGUGACCUACGAUCUCAUCAAGGAGGCCUUGCUGAAAUACCACCUGAUGACAGAUAAUUUCCCAUGCCACUUUGUCGCUGCCUUCGGAGCCGGCUUCUGCGCGACGGUGGUGGCGUCUCCCGUGGAUGUCGUCAAAACGAGAUACAUGAACUCCAGGCUGGGACAGUACAAGAACGCCCUGAGUUGUACGCUGACCAUGGUAGUGGAAGAGGGCCCCACCGCUUUCUACAAAGGUUUCAUUCCAUCCUUCCUGCGGCUGGGAUCAUGGAACGUGGUGAUGUUCGUGUCUUUUGAGCAGCUGAAAAGGCUGAUGGUCCUGGCCCAGGCAGCCUGGGAAUCCCCAUCCUGA
Varanus komodoensis (Komodo dragon) is the source of this 946-nucleotide messenger RNA. It is a transcript of the gene UCP3, whose product is annotated as uncoupling protein 3. Lineage: Eukaryota; Metazoa; Chordata; Lepidosauria; Squamata; Varanidae. Gene Ontology annotation, cellular component: mitochondrial membrane. Gene Ontology annotation, molecular function: oxidative phosphorylation uncoupler activity. The transcript has 6 exons. The record is from RefSeq and is a predicted model, not a curated record. Gene Ontology annotation, biological process: mitochondrial transmembrane transport; response to cold; adaptive thermogenesis. Bases 14 to 946 code for a protein of 310 amino acids.